AGCAAACUUCCCAUCGAUUUGGCGACUGGAGAGCUGUCGAAUGUGUGCGCGCACCGGCCGACGACCGUUGAUGACCAUCCAACGUGCAGUGUGGGCACAAUACAAGGCGGCAUCAAAUCGACACGACCCGCGACAUCCACGACCACAUGCUCGUUGAACUUCACGGUGUACGACAUUCUGAAAAAUUGUAAGGUUAAAAUGAUGUCCCUUAGAAAGAGUACUGCCUGGAUGGCACCGGCUGCAAUGCGGUUCGCCCGCAUGAGCAGCCAGGUCGGUGACAUGGGAUCCGGCGCUGGACGGGGUGGCGGCGGCGGUGGCUCAAUCCGUGAAGCCGGCGGCGCUUUUGGCAAGAUGGAAGCCGCCCAUGAGGAGGAGUACUUCUACAAGAAGCGCCAAGAGCAGCUGCACAAACUGAAGGAAAAGCUGAUCAAGCACGAGGACUUCCACGAGGAAUCGAUUAAGCACCACGAAGAGGCCAUCGCUCGCCACAAGAAGGCUAUCGAAGAGUUGAAGAAGUAGUGGGCGAGCUUGAUGGGGGAUAUAUCAGUGCCUUGUGCUUACUUCGAAAUUAUUGUGUCUUUUGGAUUAAAUUUUUUUAGUUAUUCUGAAACAAA
Molecule: messenger RNA, 614 nt
Organism: Culex pipiens pallens (northern house mosquito)
Lineage: Eukaryota; Metazoa; Arthropoda; Insecta; Diptera; Culicidae
Product: ATPase inhibitor mai-2, mitochondrial-like
Exons: 4
Coding region: 199-519 (106 amino acids)
Biological process (GO): negative regulation of ATP-dependent activity
Cellular component (GO): mitochondrion
Molecular function (GO): ATPase inhibitor activity
Source: RefSeq, a predicted model, not a curated record